Messenger RNA from Penicillium pulvis, 411 nucleotides. RefSeq lists its product as uncharacterized. The record is from RefSeq and is a predicted model, not a curated record. NCBI's taxonomy places the organism in Eukaryota, Fungi, Ascomycota, Eurotiomycetes, Eurotiales, Aspergillaceae. The coding region runs from base 1 to 411 and encodes 136 amino acids. The transcript has a single exon.
AUGCCUGUCACCCGAGCCGCCGCCUACCAUAGAGCUCCUCUCAGCCCGCAGGACAAUAAAGCCAAUUCCCUAGUCCAACAAGCAUCCGAGAGCUCCGCCAGCCUAGUCGUCUCCCAGAACCACACAUCAGCCUCCCUAUCUGGAGCGCCCCUCUGCGCGCCAACAGAGAACCGCCCUCUAUUCCACCGCAUGGUACACGACUCUAUCUAUGCAGACGGACGAGAAAUCAAAGUUCCCUCAUCCUCAGCCGCCCAAAACACCAAGACCACAAUCAGCAUCGAAAUCAGACAAGCCCCAAGCGAACACAGCCCACCUCGUAACCUCUACAACUCGAACAUGAUUAUCGACUUAUCAGGUACCGUCGCCGUGCACCGAAAAUUCAUGCCAUCCUCCUUCGAGAAACUCGCCUGA